GGGUCCUAAAAACCUAAGCAUUCACGGAUGCUGACCAAAAAGAAAUUGGGCGUGUGUGUGUGCUCCAAGGUUGCCUCUAACUAUAUAAACGCGAUUCAAAAAUCUUUCGGCAUCACUUGAACACUUCAAGAAUCCCAACAAACACAAUGAACACCUUCGUCGUUGUCGCCGUCCUCGCCGCCUUGGCCUCCGCCAACGCCGGCUUGAUCGCCGCCCCCUCGGCCAAGAUCAUCCAGGGGCCCAGCACCAAAACCACCGUCGUGGGCCCUGACGGCAGCGCCAUUUCCGCCGUGGCUCCCGGAGGCACCAUCGUCGCCGAAGACCACGCUGCUGUCGUUGCCCACUCUGCCCCCGUCGUCGCUCACGCCGCCUAUGCCGCCCCCGUGGUGGCCCACACCGCUUACGCCGCCCCCGUCGUCGCUCACGGCUAUGCCGCCCCCGUGGUCGCUCAUGCCGCCUACGCUGCCCCAGCUGUGGCUUACGCCUCCCAUGGGGUUGUUGCCCACAGCGCCGAUACCGUCGUUGCCGGACCUUCUGGUACCAUCGCCACCAGCAAAACCGUCGCCAGCCCAGCUGUUGUAGCUCACGCUGCUCCUCUUGUUUACGGACAUCACGGACUUUACAUUACAACCACCAUGAAAUCCUUCGCUGUUGUUGCCCUUUUCGCCCUUUUGGCUUGCGCCAACGCCCAGAUCUUCUCCUCUGGUAAAAUCCUCCAAGGCCCCAGCAGCAGAUCCACGGUCGUUGGGCCCGAUGGCAGCGCCAUCCACUCCGAAGCCCCUGGUGGCACCGUUGUCGCCGAACACCACUCUGGAGUAGUUGCCCACACCGCCCCUGUUGUUGCCCAUGCCCCAGUAAUCGCACACACCGCCUAUGCCGCCCCUGCCGUAGUCGCCCACCACGCACCCCUCGCCUAUGCCCAUCACGGCAUCUACGCCCAUCAUGGUUAUUACUUCUAAUUUAUUUUCUCGUAGUCGUGUCAAUAAAACAAUUUUGAAAUA
Messenger RNA from Tribolium castaneum (red flour beetle), 1001 nucleotides. Its product is annotated as larval/pupal cuticle protein H1C. The record is from RefSeq and is a predicted model, not a curated record. Bases 147 to 959 code for a protein of 270 amino acids. The transcript is spliced from 4 exons. NCBI's taxonomy places the organism in Eukaryota, Metazoa, Arthropoda, Insecta, Coleoptera, Tenebrionidae.